Molecule: messenger RNA, 1577 nt
Organism: Drosophila montana
Lineage: Eukaryota; Metazoa; Arthropoda; Insecta; Diptera; Drosophilidae
Gene: CARPA
Product: Carbonic anhydrase-related protein A
Exons: 8
Coding region: 155-1150 (331 amino acids)
Molecular function (GO): zinc ion binding; carbonate dehydratase activity
Source: RefSeq, a predicted model, not a curated record
AAACGCUCAACAAAAUUGACAACAACUUCAUCAACUGCCCGACUGGCCGACUGCCCGACUGACUGUCAGCAAACGAGCUAAGCGCAGCGUGUUUUCGGGUCCACCCUAAACCCACUCUAGCCCCCCUCCCCCCCCUCGCCACCGACGGGCCACCAUGGCAUUGCAGGGACAGACGUUCUGCUUCUCGGCAGCUGGAUUUAUCGCUUGCUCAGCAAUCGUUCUGCUUUGCAGUUCCGAGGUCCUGUCCAGCUGGGAGGAAUGGUGGACGUACGAUGGCAUUUCCGGUCCCAGCUUCUGGGGCCUCAUCAAUCCGCAGUGGAAUAUGUGCAACAAAGGACGCCGCCAGUCGCCCAUUGAUGUGGUGCCCGACAAGCUGCUCUUCGAUCCGUACCUGCGACCGCUGCACAUUGAUAAGCACAAGGUUUCCGGCACGCUGCACAACACGGGUCAAUCACUCGUCUUUCGCGUGGACAAGGACACAAAGCAACACGUGAACAUAUCCGGAGGUCCUUUGGCCUAUCGCUAUCAAUUCGAGGAGAUUUACAUACACUACGGCACCGAGAACAGUCGCGGCUCCGAGCACUUUAUACAGGGCUACAGUUUCCCGGGCGAGAUACAAAUCUAUGGCUUCAACAAGGAGCUGUACCACAACAUGUCCGAGGCGCAGCAUAAAUCACAGGGCAUUGUCGGGCUCUCGUUGAUGGUGCAAAUUGGCGAAACGCCCAAUCCCGAGCUGCGCAUCAUAACAAGCACAUUCAACAAGGUCCUCUAUAAAGGCUUCUCGACGCCCAUUCGGCAUAUAUCGGUUCGAUCGCUGCUGCCGAAUACGGAUCAUUAUAUCACGUACGAGGGAUCCACCACGCAUCCGGGCUGCUGGGAGAGCACCGUCUGGAUAAUAGUUAAUAAACCCAUCUAUAUCACCAAACAAGAGUUAUAUCAACUCCGACGACUGAUGCAAGGCUCCGAGAGUACACCGAAAGCUCCAUUAGGUAAUAAUGCGCGACCCGUGCAAAGUUUACACCAUAGAACCGUAAGGACGAACAUAGAUUUUAAGCGUCAUAAGAAUCAAAACGCAUGCCCUUCCAUGUACAAGGACAUGUACUAUCGAGCGAAUCGCUGGUCGCCAGACACGGGACUUCAGAUACGUUGACGACAACAACGACAACAAAGAGAACAACAGCAACAACAACAACAACUGGAACUGGAACUGGAACUGGAACUGGAUCUGAGGCUGGCAACGCAUUUCGCAUUUUUGAUGCCGCAUUCAAAUUUUAUAUUCACGUUUUUGAAACGAGCUCAGGAUUCGUUUGGCUUGCAACAUUCCUAACAGCAACAACAACAACUAUUACAAACAACAACAAACAUCGCAUAUAUAUAUACACACACACACACACAUAUAUACACACACACAUAUAUAUAUAUAUAUAUAUAUCGUUUCAUUAAUAGCAACAAGGUAAAAAGAGUUUGACUUCGGCUAGCCGAAUGUCUAAUGCCCUUGCAGAGUCCUCCGCCUGAACCGAAUGCCGAGCUAGCCUUCAAAUUAUUCCAGCUUCCUUCUAUAUACACACUCAUACACA